Habropoda laboriosa is the source of this 759-nucleotide messenger RNA. RefSeq names its product protein takeout-like. The record is from RefSeq and is a predicted model, not a curated record. The coding region runs from base 1 to 759 and encodes 252 amino acids. The transcript has 3 exons. Lineage: Eukaryota; Metazoa; Arthropoda; Insecta; Hymenoptera; Apidae.
AUGCCUCUCUACAAAUCCUUGAUAAUACUGUUCGUGACAGGCUGCUUGCCUGCUGUCUUACCCAUUUCACAAAUACCGUCCUUCUUGAAGAUAUGUCAUCGAAGCGAUCCACAUCUUGGCGAGUGUAUAAAGGAGAGUGUGAAUUCAUUGAAACCAUACUUGAAGAAUGGAAUACAGGUGCUUGGAAUUCCGUCGUGUGAACCGUUUCGCUUGGAGGAAAUCGACAUCGAUCAAUCUUCCGGGCCAAUUUACAUUCGCGCCAAGUACAACAACGUGUCCAUAUUUGGGGGCAGUAAUAUCAUACCUAAGAGCAUCAAGGUCGAUUUUGACAAAAAUCGAAUCAGACUGAAGCUCUACAUUCCACGACUGGAGAUGAUCGCUAAUUACAGUCUGAAUGGCAGGAUCAUGUUGCUACCGAUUAGAGGAAAUGGUUUAGGACGUGGAAAUUUUACAGACAUCGAUGCAAUCGUCACUCUACAAUUGCAACGGUACAGUAACGAGAGGACAGGGCUGGUUCAUCAGCGUGUGGAGGACAUUUACGUGGACUUCAACAUUGGUCACGCGACAGUUCACUUGGACAAUUUAUUCGACGGUGAUGAAACGCUGUCCGCCGCGAUGAAUCUUUUCCUGAAUGAUAAUUGGAAGACGGUGAUAGCAGAAAUCAGGCCAAAAUUGGAGGAAACUAUAGCUGAUAUAGUGAAGAAUUUCGCGGACUCGAUUUUCACUGUGUUUCCAGAGGAUGUAUUACUUCCACCUUGA